AAAAAACCAAAAAAAACAAAGUUGGAAACUUUAUUGUGAACUAAGCUGAGCAGCAUCUAUCAUGUCCAGCAGCAAAAACGCACUCCAAUCUUUCUGGGAAAGGAUGUUCCGGGACUAUUCGAAGCAUGUCAAGUACUUGCAGACCCAGAAUCCGACUUGGGAGCAAAUGGUUGAGCUGGAAAAAUACCGCCAGGCUAUUCUUGAUUUCAGAUACAAUGGAAAGUGCUCCAAACGUCGUGAGGGGAUACGCAUGAAGGAGAUGCAGAAAUAUAUGGAAAGUCAAAGAAUAAACCAAAAAAGAAAGUUAACUCAUGGCAAACUUUCCAUAGGAAGUAACUUACCUCGUCUUCGUGAGCCGCGAGCACAGCUACGCAGUUUAAUUCCCGCCCGGAAAUUGUUACAACUGAACAACAGAGUCGUUCGGGCUUUAAACUUCUACUCAACUGCCUCCGAUCGCCUCAAAGAGCUGGCCAAGAGUAGGCAAAGACCUGUGGAAUGUGGAGCCAAACCCUGGAAGCUGACCAGUGCCAUGAAGUUUUUUGAGCCCAGUGAUCGCCUGCUAAGCUUAGCCCUCCACCGAACGCCUUUCAAGGAGCAUCGUGAUCCCUAUAGGAUUUCCUCUAGUGCCCUUUUAUAUGAAGCUACUCCAAGGAUUCUUCGCUUGGCAGAGCCAAACAAAAAGGAUCACAAGCGGACCGUCAAAGGUCCAUCGAGGCAAGAUUGGAACGGAGCCACUCAGCGUAUCUGGGAACUGGCCAAGCCAAAGGUGCGCGAGGAUGGAAUCUACCGUAGGACUCCCUUCAAGGUGUCAGAACGUGCCCUGAGGGCCAAACCCACCCCACGAGUCCUAAAGCUAGCCGAGCCAAGAAUCUGAAGUGCAGCUCUAAAAAGCACAGGCCAACCAUAGAUUACGGAGUUUGGAAUAUAGUAUGGAAAGGGUUUCCUAUUAUUCCCAUAUCUCUGCAAUCUGUUCUAAGAAAGUAAAGCAUUGAUUUUGAAUAUAAUAAAAUCCCCAUCGUCUUUAAAAGGUGAAAGCGAUCUAGGGAUAACUCAGUUUUUAGAUCUCUUUCACCCUUUAUAAGUCGAUUGGAGUUGGCCGAUA
Messenger RNA from Drosophila serrata, 1102 nucleotides. RefSeq lists its product as uncharacterized. NCBI's taxonomy places the organism in Eukaryota, Metazoa, Arthropoda, Insecta, Diptera, Drosophilidae. The record is from RefSeq and is a predicted model, not a curated record.